AUGAGCCUGAGCCUUGGCGGCGGGAGCCCGGAGCGCCAGAAGAGCGACCGUGAGCGAGACGACGGGGAUGCGGAAGACGAGAGGCAGGAUGGUGACAUGUUCACGGAUGCGGACGGGUGGGUAUAUGGGGACAACAAGUGGGAGGGUGCGAGUGGGAAGGGUGGGAUGGGUAAGUAUACGCGCUUCAGGCGCUGGACACGCAUCGCUGUCCUUAGCGAAAUCGUUGAGCCAGUCGGCCCGGGUGAGAUGGGCGUUCGCAAGGAUACGCCACAGGACGAUGCGAACGGACUUUCCGUUGCGGCGUCGCCUGUGGACGCGCCCGCGCUCCCUGAGUGGCAGCCUGUGCUGGGUAGGCCAGACAGCCUGGACAAGAAGCUUCCCGGGGAAGUCGACGAAGACAGGCUGCGGCGGCGGUCGAAGGGCGGUAAUUGA
Fibroporia radiculosa is the source of this 432-nucleotide messenger RNA. RefSeq lists its product as uncharacterized. Gene Ontology annotation, cellular component: peroxisomal membrane. The transcript is spliced from 2 exons. The record is from RefSeq and is a predicted model, not a curated record. Gene Ontology annotation, biological process: peroxisome organization. Lineage: Eukaryota; Fungi; Basidiomycota; Agaricomycetes; Polyporales; Fibroporiaceae. The coding region runs from base 1 to 432 and encodes 143 amino acids.